AUGUCUCAACAACAGCAGACCCCUCUCCUUUGGGUUCCGGCCGAGAUUCGCCUAAACAUCUACAGCUACCUUCUCAAUGACGGCGGAAACCAAUGGCUCUCGGUUCGCAAUCGGCCAGACGCCAGGUACAAACAAUGGGAAGUCGAGGUUGGAAACCAGAGCCCCGUCGUAACAAGACAGUCUACAAAGUAUCACGUUAUAGAACGAACCUCCAUGUUUAGCCGCCGCUGUUUUGAAACGACCUACCAUCUUGCCAGCGACGGUGCCGAAUUCCACACCGCCAUUCUCAGUGUCUGCCGUCUUAUCCACAACGAGACCUCUCAUAUUCUCUAUGGAAAGCAUUUGUUCGAGUUCGGAAAUCAUAUCGAGGCUGUCGUCCCGUUCCUUCAGGACCGAUCACCGCACACGCGGUCUCUCGUCACCGGCAUCUCGGUAUACAAACGAGGACCGCUACCCUGCCUGGAUUGCACUAGCGAUAGGCACGAGUGGUCGUACUUGUGCCGCUACUUGAACGAGUCCAGGUCCGUGAAGAAGUUGCGGCUCGUGGUUGAAGGUGGCAGGCCAGGGAAGCCGUGGGAGGGCGUGCAGGAGCUGAGCGAGGCUGACAUCAGACUGCUGAGUCUCAUUCAGCACGAAAGCCUACAGUGGAUCACGGAACUGUCCCAGGUCAAAGGAAUAGAGGAGCUCGAUGUUGUUUCAGACAUGAAAUAUCUGCCAGUCCCCAAGUCCCCAGGCAUGAUUCUGUAUGCUGCUAUUUCUGCAUCCAUAGAAAAGGGGCUGACGGAUUUCUUUCGCUCGGAGAUGAAUAAUGCUGGCUGA
Messenger RNA from Diaporthe citri, 819 nucleotides. RefSeq lists its product as uncharacterized. The coding region runs from base 1 to 819 and encodes 272 amino acids. NCBI's taxonomy places the organism in Eukaryota, Fungi, Ascomycota, Sordariomycetes, Diaporthales, Diaporthaceae. The transcript has a single exon. The record is from RefSeq and is a predicted model, not a curated record.